AUGAAAGUCAUUACCUAUCUAGCCUUUACAUUUCUGUCAAUACUCAUUCAGUUUUGUGUUAUGGAUUAUAUUCAAGAGAAAAUAGAGACUGAAGAAUCUGUGAAUCUCAGUGUGACAACUCAUAAAGAAAUAUUAAAUGAUUUAUUGAAGAAUAUUAGUGGCAAACCUCAUGCUCUUUACUACAGAACUAUCUCAAACAGAUCACUGAAGAAUGCCUCUCCAUCAAAGAUUUAUAAUAACUCCUCAAUGGCAGAUGUAUCUACAGGAGCAACAGAUGGAACUACAACUAUAUUAGAUGUGUUGUAUGAUGAAAAUACUUCUGAUAUAGAAGUAGCUACCUCAACCACAGAGAUGUACUACACAAGCACUGAAUAUGACAAUAUUACAGAAAUAACAUUCUUUGAAACCAAUAAUAAAUCGUCUAGUGUACCUAGUCUCACACCGAAAACUAGCUUUAAUAUGCCAUGUGAUUGUAACUUAUUGUAUAAAGUAUGUGACAUAAAUUGCUGUUGUGAUGAAGAUUGUUCGGAUAUUCAUUACAAACUGUUUCAAUGCCAAGAGCCUGGCAAAGGUGAUAGAAAAGCAGUAGAUGGAUGUAUAACUCAUUUACUAGACGAACAGAGGUAUGGGGGCAGUAUGCUUGAUGAUUUGUUUUGUAUAGUUAAGACUAAUUUACCAAGCAAAAGGAAUAUCAAAAAGUAUGGUGAAGCUCCAGGAUUUUAUUACAAAUGGGAAAGCUCUAGUCAGAAACAUUACUCUUAUGAAUUUAAAAAAACGUACACACAGGGUGAUCCUAUAUGGAUAUUAAAAAAUGAAUAAUCUAUUAUUUAGAUUUUCCAGCUCCAAUGAUGAAUAAUUACUGUACUGAUAGAGUACCUAUUGCUUUUCUCAAAGAGGAGAAAAUGUCAUGUAAUGUUAAACUUAAAGAUUUAGAAAUGUUUAAUAUUUUAAAAACUUCAGAAGAAGCUAUGGUUAUUAGUGCUACUAACAACACAAUUAACAGUACUGCUUUGAAUUGCACGACUCUCCAUUGUGUCAAUUGGACUAUACUCACGUGUGAAAAUGGAUUUUGUACAAAUUAUGAUAAGGUUCAAAAUGAGGCUUCGUGCACUGAAGAUAUUUGCACCAACAUUGCAUUGAAAGUUGAAUACGAAUUCUAUUAUUAUGAUUUAAAAAUUACAAAUGCGACAAUAAAAUUACACGUUCAAAAUGUAUCAAAUGCUUUGCCAUUCAUGAUGCAAGAAGUCAGAGUACAUUUUUAUAUGUCAAAUAAGUCUACAGAGAAUGUAAUUGAAUUAAGUGGAAAUCUAGGAUACAUCAAUGGCCUUCCGGUUAUAGCAUCGUAUGCUAGUAAUAAUUACACCGACCACUUUUUUAAUAAUUCUACAGAAAAAAGACGCAUUUUAUUACCAGAGAACAGAAAUGGACUCUGUGUUCGAACAAACACAACAAAUAAUUUUGCAAAAUUUGGGGUCAACAAAAGAACUAAAUGUCGCUAUAUUUAUUUACCCAAGAACAAAUCGAAACAAAAAUUGUGCAACAAUAUACAGGUGAUAUUAAUGAACUGCUCAGAUUAAACAAUAAUAUAUCGGUUUCCCCUCUUGGGAACCCACAGGACAUUACUGACGAUAAAUGGUUACAUUUGUAUUUAGACAAACAUAAUUUGGAACCUGUUUUUGGAGAAUAUAAUGAAAACACUUUGAAACUUUACUGUUAUAAUUUAAUUAACAGACUCUCUUUCACCUUCAUGUACGCUAAUGUUGACGAAAACAGUUACACAGAACAGAACAAAUUACUGUCAGCAAAGUACGAAGUGACUACAAAUAAUUUUACAUUUACUGGUGAAGACAUUUCAUUCGUUAUUACUAUUGAUAUUAAUUUCAUUGAUUUGUCUAAGCCAAGUGUUAUUGAAUAUGCUGGAGGUCCACAUUUAAAUAUUCAUUUACCUAAAGAUUUUUUCUUCCCCUUCCCUCGAAAUAGCUGUACUCAAAUGUUCAACACAUGCUUUGUAACUAUAUGCUGUUAUGUCAUGUUAUUUUUUGCAAAUAAAAUAACUCUUGAAUAA
Spodoptera littoralis (African cotton leafworm) is the source of this 2065-nucleotide messenger RNA. NCBI's taxonomy places the organism in Eukaryota, Metazoa, Arthropoda, Insecta, Lepidoptera, Noctuidae. The record is from the annotation of a GenBank genome assembly.